Solanum tuberosum (potato) is the source of this 6323-nucleotide messenger RNA. Its product is annotated as random slug protein 5-like. Gene Ontology annotation, molecular function: phosphatidylinositol transfer activity. The coding region runs from base 5265 to 6071 and encodes 268 amino acids. The transcript has 6 exons. The record is from RefSeq and is a predicted model, not a curated record. NCBI's taxonomy places the organism in Eukaryota, Viridiplantae, Streptophyta, Magnoliopsida, Solanales, Solanaceae.
UUAUAUUUUUCUCCGCCGCCUCGCAAAUAAGUCGGUUGACAAUCUCUAUAUAUAGCCUUCAAUUAGAUAGUCUCUCCAGCCAUUCUAGCCUUCUUUUGCUCCAGGUAAGUAUCAUGGAAAUUCUUUAAGCAACUCGUUUGCUAGGGAGCAGGUUUUUUUUUGCCCAAAAUAAUGUUGAUCAGCCUAAUGGUUCGGAUGAUCCGCCCCUGGUAGUAAAGAGUCUUGGUUUGUCAUCUCAGCGAAGCUUAGCUCAGAUGUCGUAGAAAGGAGUCUUGAUUCGUCAUCUCAGGGAAUCUUGGCUCAGAUGGCUAGGGUGCAGAUAAACUUGAAUUUUUGGCGUUGUUGGAUGGAUUUCCUAUCAUAAUCAGAAGCGUGGAGAGCAAUAUCCAUAGGAAUUUGUUGUUGUAUGAAGAUGUAUAGGGGUAUAAUCGGGACAUAAAAGCCCUAGUAUCAGGGGGUCAUGUCCCGUUUUAAAUUACUCUGUUACUGUUCUGGCCUUUGCCAUGUCGGGUGCGCUUGCAUGGCAGGUCCCUAUGUUUAAUAAAAAAUGGAUUUUUCGGGGUUUUGAGGGGGAGAUAGCACGGGAUUUUUUUUUCUGGGCCGGGAUCUCUCCCCUCUUGAUGUGUGUGUGUGUUUUUUGCCUUUUCUGAUUCUUAAUUGGCCGCCCGCCGCCCACAUCAGGUACAGGCUAAUUAGUUAGCAUUUGAACUUUGCAAUUAAUUAGACAUAGUAGUCAACGGAAGCCACUUAAUUUGUAUUAUCAUAUAUUGUUGGUAGUUUGUGCAGUUAAGGCAGUAGAAGAUGAUGAAUGUGAACUUUCAAGUUUUGAACAUCAAUUUUCACCAGUGGUAACAACUCAAAAUCUAAUAAACCAAGUAUCUGUUUCUGUAAAACGUGCUUGGACAAAAUCCAUGAGAACUUCAUCUGAUCCGCUAUUCAGACUCAGGUAUGCAUAAUAGGCUCGUAAUUAUGGUUUCCUUGGAUUCCCAAUAAUAGACCUCAGGUAUGCAUUGUAGAUUAUGCUCGUCUUUGAUUUGAUUUAUAAUAAAACAUGUGCAGAACAAAAUGCUGAACCAUUUUGUGGUGUUAGACAAUGAUUUCAAUUCUGCACUUCCGAAAUUUUGAUUAAAGGAAUUAUGAUGUACAUAUACUGCGAUCAAUGAAUUUAGACUUGAGUUUUAGUUAUCGGCUCCGACUCAUCCUAACUGAUGUCAUGCGUCAAGAUUCAGUUAUUAGAAAUUCAGAACUGUUAUAUUUAAGUUCUCUAUCUGCUGAUGUCGAUUAAGUCUCUUUGUAUGAGUGAAUUUGCGAUGAGGAUCUUCAAAUUUUUAGUUGAAGGAGCGCAUAUGAAUACCAAACCUUAAUCGCUUAGCAAAUAUGGUACUGAAGUGGCGGGAUGCUGCUUAAUUAACCUGGAAAACACAACUGUUGCAAAAGACACAUGUAGAAAAUUUGGCGGUAGUAUGAUAGUUCGAGGGGAGAUUUUAAUAAUGUGAAGAACAUGUAACUAUGGUAAUCUUUGGCAUACUCAUCUCUGGCGUUUAUCAUGGUGGAUGUAAUCGAUGGAGAACUACUCAUCCAAAGAUCGAGGGAUUAUGUAAUUGAAAUCAAACUAGUUUGCAGUUGAGAUACUCUGCUCUAUUGUUGGCUGCAGACAUGCUUUAGCGUCAGAUGAUGUAUCAUGCCCUGGGUUAUGUAUGGUUAUAAACACUAUUUUCUGUAGGCCUUGAUUGAUGAUAUAGGCCAACAAUGGCAAGUUUUAUUUAGUGUCCAUUCGUGGCAAAUGGUAUGAAGAUCCGAUGUCAUGCAGACUUGAUAGGGAGAACUACUGGUAUGAAAAAGCAGGGGUAAACUUUGGUCAGGUCAGGUUAUUAAGCUUUGCUCUAUCCGUGCUCAAUCCGUGUACACUGUACACGUACACAAUUUGUUCAUGCUAUUGAGCUUUUACAUGAUGUAAAUGUCUUGAAAUUUAGAAUUUGGGUGCAAAGACCCUUUCAGUAUCUGUUUCUGUAAAAUGUGCGUGGACAAAAAUCCAUGAGAACUUCAUCUGAUCCGCUAUUCGGACUCGGGUAUAUAUGCAUAAUAGGCUCAUAAUUAUGGUUUGCUUGGAUUUCCAAUAAUAAACACCUCAGGUAUGCAUCAUAGAUUAUGCUCGUCUUUGAUUUGAUUUACAAUAAAGCAUGUGCAGAAAAAAAAUACUGAACCAUUUUGUGGUGUUGGACAAUGAUUCCAACUCUGUACUUCCAAAAUUUUGAUUUUAAAUAAUUAUGAUGUACAUAUACUGCGAUCAAUGAAUUUAGACUUGAGUUCUAGAUAUUGGCUUCGACUCAUCCUAACUGGUGUCAAGCAUAAAGAUUCAAUUAUUAGAAAUUCAGAACUGUUAUAUUUAAGUUCUCUGUCUGCUGAUGUCGAUUAAGUCUCUUUGUAUGAGUGGGCUGUUACUCUUCAUUACAUUCAUAGUUGGACUAGAAGAAGCUAGUGGAUUUUCGAUGAGGAUCUUCAAAUUUUUAAUUGAAAGAACGAUUUGCAUUUGAAUACUAAACCUUAAUCGCUUUGCAAAUCUGGUACUGAAGUGGUGGGAUGCUGCUUAUUCAACUUGGAGCACACAACUGUUGUACAAGAUGCAUGUAGAUAAUUUGGCGGUAGUAUGAGAUUUUGAGGGGAGAUCUUAAUAAUGUGAAGAACAAUAUAACUAUGGUAAUCUUUGGCAUACUCAACUCUGGCAUUUAUCGUGGAGGAUGUAAUCGAUGGAGAACUACUCAUCCAUAGAAGGAUUAUGUAAUUGAAAUCAAACCAAAUUGCGGUUGAGAUACUCUGCUAUGUUGUUGGCUGCAUCCCUGGUUAUAAACACUAUUUUCUGUAGGCCUUGAUUGAUGAUAUAGGCCAACGCUGGCAAGUUUUAUUUAGUGUCCAUUCGUGGCAAAUGGUUUGAAGUUCCGAUGUCAUGCAGACUUGAUAGGUAGAACUACUGGUAUGAAAAAGCAGGGGUGAACUUUGGUCAGGUCAGGUUAUUCAAGCUUUGUUCGAUCCGUGCACACUGUACACAUACACAAUUCAUUCAUGCUACUUUGGUACAUGAUGUACAUGUCUUGAAGCUUAGAAUUUGGAUGCAAAAACUCUUUGUGUACUGUUCCGGUAUAUGCUUUUGCCUGUUACAAUUGAUUGGCUUUCUCCUCUGAUCUGGCCUUUCUCCUCUUUUUUUGUUGGCUAAAUUUGUAAGUAUCCAGUUGUGAGACAUCUAGGUGUCUUUCUAUUCUAUGAUAUGAAGUGAUCUCCAAGAGAGUGUUCUGUAUGCACUUUUUAACUUUUUAUUUAUGUAAUUUGAGUUUUGGCAGAUAAUGUAUAUGUUUUGAUUUUUGAAGCUUAAAAUUUUGAAUGCAGAAAUCCUUUGUAGUAUUCUGAGGUAAAUGCUUUUGCUUCUGUUACGGUUGAUCUAGUUCUCUUCUUCCUGUUUGGUCAAAUUUGUGAAUGUUCUGUAUGAACUUUUCAUCCAAUAUGACAUGUUGAAACAGGUAAUCAAAGGCAAAAUCUUUAGAAUUAUCAGAGAAAAUCCUAACUUGAGGAAUCUGAUAGGAGAUGAGGCGAGAGAAUAUAAUACCAGAAAGACCAAAAUGACUUCUCGAGAAGAUCUGUGUAUAUGCCCUAUUCCUACAUAGUAUUAGUAUUAACGUGGUAAAUGGUGACAAAUCAAUUAAAUUGAGAGAUAAGGGUACUUCAAACAAAAUGGCAAUUGACUUCAAUAUGUUGUGAGUUUAUGAAAACAGGAUAUCAUGUACUUCCGAGUGAGGCAGUCUGGUUAUCACAGAAAUUAUUUCAGAGAUGGACAGCUCCAAGUCGCCAACACAAGGUUAUGAGAAGACAUUUCCAAUUAGGCCAGCCAUGUAAUGUAGUUGCCGAAAUUCAACAGAUAAUUAUGAGAGCAAACAUCUAAGGAACCUUUGUGGAAGAUUGUGGAACUGCUUGCUGAGAUGUUGACUUGUGAAGGAGAUAUUGACCUAGUAUAAUGCAGUAUUUUGUACUUUCCUCCUCUACAAAGAUGGAUGGGAAGACAGUCGAUCUGGAAAAGUACGAACAGAUCAUUGAUCUACCAUCAAAGACUCAAGGCCAUACAGUAGUAUUACUACCAACUGUAAGUUUCUAUCCAACAAUGACUACUAGAUUGUGUAAAGAUUGUAGAGAGGAGAAAGAUCAUCGGCCAUUCAGGGAGUGGAUGAGGUGUUUAUUUGGGACCUUCUUGUGUUCAGAAAUUUUGAAAAACUAGAGGUGAUCAACAAUAGCUUAAAGGGAAGCCAAAGGAGUACGGGUAACCAUGUAUCAUUUCUAUAAAGGUGUUACUUGCCAAUUAUAAAUUUAAAAUCUCAUAUGUUAGUGCAAGCUUCGUGUAUUUUCUGCAGAGUAUAAGCCAGAACAAACUUGUGUCCGUGUAUUAAAACUUGAUUUGUAGUGUUCGGCAUUAUUGUGUUAGUUAUCUUUUAUUGACAUUGGCGCAAUAAUUUUAUGUUGAUCCGUGGCUGUAUUGUUUCUUUAAAGAGGAACUUCUUUGGAGUUACCUGGGUUAUGGUCUUGUGUUGACUAACGAAUGAAACACCAUAAUAUUUCGACUGUAGUUGAAGGAGAAGAGAGGAAAUCUUACACCAAUCACUUGAAACCCCUAAGAAUUGGUAAUUCAUUGCCUAAAUCUGAAAGUCUUUAAAUGCUACCUAUAGCAUGGGGAGCUAUUUGAACCAACCCUACAAGGCAGGUAAUAGAAAAAAUAACUGAAUUUUGUUGAAUUCUCCAAAUUGUUGGUCAGCAGUUUGUUAUUACCGUCAGUGUGUUUGUUAGGUAUUAACCAAAUUUGUACAUAUUUGCUUUGAAUAGUAACAUAGUUGGGUAUUAUUACAUUACAGUGUCCAAAAAAGAAGACUACAAGCGUGUGAAAAUUCCAUUUUCCGUCUGUUCCCUCUUUUUAACUGUUAAAACAGAAUGAUCACCUACUUUGCGUGAUUUCUCUACAACUUCGAGUGGUGUUGUUGACUUUUUCUAUUUUUCUACAAGAAUCAAUUGUUAUUGUGUUCAUGUAGAGAGAUAGAGGGGAUCACAAGUUUCUCUCUUUUGUAAGAUAGCUUUCAAGUCCAAAUCUUUCUGCCAUCUUCCUAAUUCCUCCGUUCCAAGAAAGCUUAUCUUACCGGAAUCCCUAAAUUUACGACGCGUGUUUGUCUUAGUGACGAAGCAGAGUCACAUAUAUAUAAUUAUUAGCACCAUUUUCUCAAUCAACAGGAACCAUGUUCCGGAGAAAGUCGUCUCACACGAAUCAGGCUGAUGAUUCUGCAAGCCGUGAUGCAAAGGUUAGCGAGUUAAGAGUGUCUCUUGGACCUCUAUCUGGGAGAAGCUUAAAGCUCUGUACUGAUGUGUGUCUGAGGCGAUACUUAGAUGCUCGAAAUUGGAACCUUGACAAGGCAAAGAAAAUGCUCGAAGAGACUCUCAAGUGGAGAUCCAACUACAAGCCUGAAGAAAUUCGUUGGCAUGAAGUGGCACAUGAAAGUGAAACUGGCAAAGUUUUUAAGGCCAAUUUUCGUGACCGACUAGGCAGGACCGUACUUAUAAUGAGGCCUGGGAAACAGAACACAUCAUCUCCGGAAGGUAAUAUUCGUCAGCUAGUCUAUCUGACGGAGAAUGCUAUCCUUAACCUGCCAGAAGGCCAAGAACAAAUGUCUUGGUUGAUAGACUUCAAUGGAUGGUCAUUAAACACCAACAUUCCCAUUAAAACUGCAAGAGAUAUUAUCUACAUUUUGCAGAAUCACUAUCCAGAGAGGCUUGCAAUAGUUGUUCUUUAUAGUCCACCUAGAUUAUUCGAGGCAUUUUGGAAGGUAGUGAAAUAUUUUAUUGAUUCGAAAACAUUUGAGAAGAUCAAGUUUGUGUAUCCGAAUAACAAAGAUAGCGUGGAGUUGAUGAAGACUUUUUUCGAUACUGAGAAUCUUCCAAGUGAGUUUGGGGGGAAAGCCACAUUGAAUUACGAUCAUGAAGAAUUUUCCAAAUUGAUGGCUCAAGAAGAUGUCAAGACUGCUAAAUUUUGGGGUUUGACGAAGUGACAUCUCAUACUAAUGAUGAUGGAUACUCUAAAGCAAAGGUCAUGCCUGGCCAGUGACUGUUGCAUCAUCUGCAAGCUAAGCAAGUGCAGAAAGUCUACAAUAAUUAAACAGUGUAUUGUGAAAUUGGUGCAAUGUCAAAUCUUAUCUUUAUAAAUACUUUCUCAUCUUAUUCUGCCAUAAAAAUUGACUAAUUUUAAUUAGUCUCUUGUUUGAACAGUGGACAUAUGCCAAUAAUUAUAAUUUUUAGUGAAA